Molecule: messenger RNA, 1410 nt
Organism: Pygocentrus nattereri (red-bellied piranha)
Lineage: Eukaryota; Metazoa; Chordata; Actinopteri; Characiformes; Serrasalmidae
Exons: 6
Coding region: 16-1410 (464 amino acids)
Source: RefSeq, a predicted model, not a curated record
ACAUACGACGCUAUUAUGGCCGAGCAUGACGUCACGGGGGGCAAUCAACUCCAAAGUGCCUGGAAUCAGAGAACCGACUCUUUCCGGAAUCGACUCCCAAGUCUAUUAAAGGCUGUCGGGAGCUGCAGCGAGUUCACACCAGUUUUGGGGCCUUUGACCUCAAACAUGGCCUCAUUGCAGCCUGCCAUCGUCCUGCUCCUGCUUCUGACUCUUGCUUGCGGGCUGAGGCAGGGCAGUGUGAUGAUUGAGACCCUGAAUUCAGAGCAGGCCAUCGACCCAAGCCAAGGCACCUUAGAUGAAGGAGGCGCAGAGCAGCAGGAUGGCUCGGCAGAAGGCCAGAGAUACUUGGUGUUUUGUGGUGAAAAUGCUAUGGCGGUAGUUUUGCCCCCAGGCUCUCUCUCUGAGAUGCAGGUCUUUGAUUCAUCAGGAAUGUAUCCUGUCUUCGGCCUUCCAGAGGCCUGUGACUACUCUCUAACCAGGGAAAACGGGAGGGUUGUUCUUCACAUCCACUUUGCUGGCUGUCCUGUCACUGUUGAGGAGGGCAGCUACACUCUGAGAUUCCUGUAUCGUAACAGCGCUGGGCAGCUUGAGAUCGUCACAGUGUCCUGCAGUAACUCCAGUCACGCGCCCUCUUCAAAAACGCGAUCUUCACGCCAUCCUGUUCUGUCCUACCCUGCUGUCAAGAUAUCCCCUCCCCAAGCAGUGCAGCUGUACUUUCCCUAUGGGGAGCCAGUGUCCGUUCCCCAACCUGAUCCACUGCCACUGGCAACACUGACCGCUUCCCCAUUGGAUCUGCUGUUCUUUCCUGAAUUUGAUCCGCUGUUCCCUGCACCAGGGGUUCCACUGCCGGCUUUCCAAUGGGAACAACCGUCUCCUACACCAACCAGUAUGCAUGUGCCGGCGAUGCCCUCGUCUCUUGGGCGUCGUUCAAAAUGCAAACAACGAGGGGAUCGACUCUCCUCUCCCCGAUUGGAGCCACUGUCCCCUACACCAGUGGAGCCACUGUCCUCUGCUGAAUUUGGUCCACUGUUCCCUACACCAGGGGAUCGACUCUCCUCUCCCAGAUUGGACCCACUGUCCUCUCCUGUAUUUGGUCCACUGUCCCCUACACCAGUGGAGCUACUGUCCUCUCCUGAAUUUGGUCCACUGUUCCCUACACCAGGGGAUCGACUCUCCUCUCCGCGAUUGGACCCACUGUCCUCUCCUGAAUUUGGUGCACUGUUUCCUACACCAGCGGAUCGACUCUCCUCUCCGCGAUUGGACCCACUGUCCUCUCCUGAAUUUGGUCCACUGUUCCCUACACCAGGGGAUCGGCUCUCCUCUCCGCGAUUGGACCCACUCGGAUCGACUCUCCUCUCCCCAAAGAAAGCCACUGUCCCCUACACCAGUGGAGCCACUGUCCUCUCCUGA